UCAUAAGGAAAAUAUCUGGAAUUUUACAAAUUAGUUCGACAUUAAAGUUAACGAUAAACCGUUAAAUAUUAAUUUUUUUCAGGUAUUUUUAAAAUUGGAUCACAGUAUAAAUACUUAAGCCAAGCGAUAAUGGGGGUAUUACUCCCUAAAAUGUUGCGUAUAACGAUUGUCAUUAUAUGUGUCUAUAUUGACAUUGCCAAGGGAAUAACCUCUGCCGACAUUAUUGCAUCGCACAACUACCCAGUGGAAGUUCACACAGUGGUCACAAGGGAUGGAUACAUUCUCAACGCCUUCCGCAUACCGUCCUCGAAGUUCUGCAGGCGAUCUGGGCCAAAGCCUGCGGUUCUCUUCCAGCACGGCAUGACCGCCUCGUCCGAUGUUUUCCUGGUAAACGGACCUCGGGAUGCACUGCCUUUUAUGCUAGCUGAUGCCUGUUUCGAUGUGUGGCUUAGUAACUCGCGAGGCACCCGAUACUCCAGAAGUCACACCUCUUUGGAUCCCUCGAAAGGAGAAUUCUGGCAUUUUAGCUGGCACGAGAUCGGAAUAGAGGACGUGGCUGCUUUUAUAGACUAUAUUCUGACUACCACGCAUCAGAGAGCGCUGCACUACGUGGGUCAUUCGCAGGGCUGUACCACGCUAACGGUGCUCCUUAGUAUGCGCCCGGAAUACAAUAACUUGGUCAAAACCGCUAUUCUGAUGGCUCCGGCUGUUUUCAUGGCCCACACUGCCACACUGGGACAGACUCUUUUAAGGCGAUAUAUAAUGAGGUUGCCCGACGGCGAAUUCAUGUUCCAUAAAAAAUUUCUAAACGACAUCUUAGGAGCUACAUGUGGGUUAUACGUCGUGAGAGUUUUCUGUUCAACAUAUUUUAUGAUCAGCAACGGUAAAGUUUCCCAACAUCUCAACACAAGCAUUGUUCCUUUGUUAACAGCCACGCAUCCGGCGGGAAUUUCUACACGACAGCCAAAGCAUUUUAUCCAGCUAACGGACAGCGGCAAGUUCAGAAUGUAUGAUUUCGGGAUUAUAGGAAACAUGAUCACCUAUAGAAGUCUAUCACCUCCGGAUUAUCCGCUGCAUAAGGUUCGACCCCUGACACCUGUCCACAUCUUCUACAGCGACGACGACUUCUCGACAAGUAAGGAAGAUGUUCUGAAUUUUGCCGCUAGAGUGCCGCAACCGACGAUGCACCGAAUUGCUGAAAAGUCUUGGCACCACAUGGACUUCGUUCACGCUUUAACCGUUGCUGAAGUAAUUAACAAACCGAUUAUUGAAAUUUUUAAUAAGUUUGACCAACUAAAAAAAUUUUAAGGAAACUUAAUAAAUAGUGAUGUUAUUACGCCU
Molecule: messenger RNA, 1341 nt
Organism: Drosophila eugracilis
Lineage: Eukaryota; Metazoa; Arthropoda; Insecta; Diptera; Drosophilidae
Product: lipase 1-like
Exons: 3
Coding region: 130-1308 (392 amino acids)
Biological process (GO): lipid metabolic process
Molecular function (GO): hydrolase activity, acting on ester bonds
Source: RefSeq, a predicted model, not a curated record